Molecule: messenger RNA, 809 nt
Organism: Ochlerotatus camptorhynchus
Lineage: Eukaryota; Metazoa; Arthropoda; Insecta; Diptera; Culicidae
Gene: Ldaf1
Product: Lipid droplet assembly factor 1
Exons: 3
Coding region: 82-651 (189 amino acids)
Source: RefSeq, a predicted model, not a curated record
GCCGAGAGACAUUGGCGUCGGCGAAAACGUUAGCAUAGAAAACAAAUUCAAUCAUUUUUGUUCGAAAUCAGCAAAGGUACAAUGGUGCUACGGACUGGAAGUGAAGUGGAGGACGAUCUAUCAUCCGAUGGAGGUGGUCAAAGUCGCAAUAUUUCUCCCAAUGGCUACCGAUCUCGCGAUGGCCGUAACCAACAGAACGCUGAAGAUCUGGUGCGUUACUUCAUGGAACGGGCAACUUUAUACUUCAAUUUGAUUUCAACAAUAGCAAACGACUUGAUGGCGCGGUAUCGUGUGAAAGAGAUAGCUACCGCCAUAUGCGACGGACUACGAAAAUAUCCCCUGCUGGCACUGUCCAUAGCGGCGAUCAUCUUUAUCCUGUCGCUUCCGUUUAUGAUAUUCAUCUUCUUCACACUGGCUACGGCAAUCAUGACCUUUACCGGAUUUGUGCUCAUCGAAGGGACGUUGAUCACUGUGGCAUCGAUGCUGUUGAUCGGAGUGCUGAUCGGUGUCGGUUGUCUGCUCGGCUCGAUCGGAUUGGUUUUCCUCGUGGGAUAUUUCGGCAUUUCCAAGGCGUACGAUUGCUUCGACCGAUGGAGCGAUCAGGGAAUCCGGAAUCUGGGAACGCGCACACGGGAACGGAAUGCGGAUUGAUUUCCGUCAAUGGUUAUGAUGUAUUUUUGUUUUUAACGGUUAAAGUAGGAUAUUUGGCUCUCUUUGCUACAAAACGCUCUAUGUAUUUGGGUUGAGUUUUGGAGCUACUUAGUAUUAUUUUGUAAAGGGCACAGUAUUAUAUUAUGAUUGUGAGUUAU